This is a messenger RNA of Eimeria necatrix, 268 nucleotides long. RefSeq lists its product as hypothetical. The transcript has a single exon. NCBI's taxonomy places the organism in Eukaryota, Apicomplexa, Conoidasida, Eucoccidiorida, Eimeriidae. The annotation marks the transcript as partial. The record is from RefSeq and is a predicted model, not a curated record.
UCCCCGGCCCCGGCACGCGGAACUCCACCGCUUGGUACUGAUCGCCGAAGGCGUGGCGGCCAAUUAUUAUGGGCUUUUCCCACGUGGGCACCAAACGCGGGACCUGCAGCAGCAGCAGCAGCAGCAGCAGCAGCAGCAGCAGCAGCAGCAGCAGCAGCAGCAGCAGCAGCAGCAGCAGCAGCAGCAGCAGCAGCAGCAGCAGCAGCAGCAGCAGCAGCAGCAGCAGCAGCAGCAGCAGCAGCAGCAGCGGCGGCGGCGUCGGAUGUAG